Messenger RNA from Gavialis gangeticus (Gharial), 2699 nucleotides. RefSeq names its product dimethylaniline monooxygenase [N-oxide-forming] 4-like. Gene Ontology annotation, molecular function: flavin adenine dinucleotide binding; N,N-dimethylaniline monooxygenase activity; NADP binding. The transcript has 8 exons. Bases 867 to 2555 code for a protein of 562 amino acids. NCBI's taxonomy places the organism in Eukaryota, Metazoa, Chordata, Crocodylia, Gavialidae. The record is from RefSeq and is a predicted model, not a curated record.
GCAGAUCCUAUGAGUUGCCAGCUGCCCAUCCUCAGGUCAAAUACAAUUAGUUGGUGAGCUGGAUCUGGCCCCUGGGCUGUAUUUUGCCCAACCCUGCCUCAAAAAGUGCUUAGGUCUAAAUCCAGCUCCCCUGAAGAGCUACUUCUCCCUCUUAUGUGAGAGAAUGUCUUUUAUGCCUGUUGGAGUGACUUUUUUUUUCUGUGUCAUCAUGCUUGUUCCUUUCAUGGUAAAACCCUGUUUUUUAGGUUAACUGGAAAUAGGAGAUAAAAUCUUCAAGCUUCAUAGAUCUGGCAUUCUCUCUCAAAUAUUUACUGAAAGGUGGAUAAUCGUGGCAUUCUUUCCCUUCCUGUGUUUUCUGACAGCACCAUCCUAAACACACGGGCAAAAUGCUGACCCCAGUAAAAUCACUAGGAGUUUUUUCAUUGAAUUUAGUGGGGCAAGAAAUCCUAGUUUGUCAUAGUGCCUAUAUUUGUUUUGAAGAAUAUAAUAUUAAGCCAACCAGGCCUGAAUACUUUGAAGUUUGGAAAGGUACAAGUGCCUGGCAUUGAGAUCACUGAUGAAAAGUAGAACAGGCAUUUUCACUCAUUCCUAAAAUAUUAUACCUGUCUGGAAAAAUCCAUGCAGGUGUGCCCAUGAUUAGGAAAUUCUGCCCUGGAGAAUCUGUUAUUGCACCAUACCAGUGAUUGGUUAAGUACAGCAAUAAAAAUAUCAACUUUAACUGACAGUUCAUUGGGUCACCUAAAUGCCAGGCCCUUGUUUCUGGGCUGUGUUAUUACAUUUCAGCAUAAGCUCUUACAAGACAUGUACCAAAGUGCUUGAGAGGUUAAUUCUGGGACCUAUCUGACUCUGUCUUGAUAAAGGAAACCAUGGUACAGAGAGUUGCAAUCAUUGGAGCUGGUGUCAGCGGACUGGCCUCCAUUAAGUGCUGUCUGGAUGAGGGGCUAAAACCCACCUGCUUUGAGAGAAGCGAUGACAUCGGGGGACUCUGGAAGUUCUCAGAAACAACGAAAUCUGGGAGGAUCAGUGUCUAUAGAUCUGUGAUAACAAACACCUCCAAGGAAAUGUCCUGUUUCAGUGAUUUCCCCUUCCCAGAGAAUUUCCCCAACUAUCUACACCACUCCAGGCUCUUGGAUUACUUUCGAAUGUAUGCUGAGCACUUUGACCUUCUCAAGUAUAUACACUUUAAGACCACGGUUCACAGCGUAAGGAAAUGCCCAGAUUUCUCUGCCAGUGGCCAGUGGGAAAUUGUCACUGAGGCAAAUGGGGAACAGAAGUCCUCCAUCUUUGAUGCUGUUAUGGUUUGCACUGGUCAUUAUACAGAGCCACAUUUGCCACUGGAUUCUUUUCCUGGAAUAAGAAAUCGCUUUAAAGGCCAGUGCCUCCACAGCUGGGAGUACAAAGACUCGGAUGAUUUCAAAGAGAAAAGAAUCCUUGUGGUCGGUACUGGGAAUUCUGGAGGGGAUAUUGCUGUGGAGCUCAGUCGUGUGGCUGCUCAGGUGUUUCUCAGCACCAGAAGUGGCACAUGGGUGAUUAGUCGUGUUUCAAACCAGGGCUUCCCUCUUGACAUGGUAUUCACCACGCGCUUUGCCAACUGUGUUGAAUGGUUGCUCCCAUCAGCCCUCGGGAGCAGGAUCAGGAGAAAGAAAUUCAGCACAUGGUUUAACCAUGAAAACUAUAGCUUGCUUCAGAAAAAAAGUCAAGAGCUACAUUUGAUUGUGAAUGAUGAGCUGCCAAGCUGCAUUCUCUGUGGUGCUGUCAUGGUAAAACCAAAUGUGAAGGAGUUUACUGAAGCCUCGGCUAUCUUUGAAGAUGGGACUGUCAUGGACAACAUAGAUGUGGUGGUCUUUGCCACAGGAUUCACUGUCUCUUUUCCUUUCCUUGAAGAGUCAGUUCAUAAUGUCUGCAAAAGCAAGACCUCCCUUUACAAAUAUGUCUUCCCACCCCAACUGGAGAAGCCAACACUGGCUGUCCUUGGCUUUAUACAGCUAACAGGCUCCAUCAUGGUAGGAACAGAACUCCAGGCUCGCUGGGUCACAAGAGUUUUUAAAGGGUCAAAUAAGCUCCCUCAAGUCAGCAGAAUGAUGACUGAAGUUUCCAAGGAAAAGGAACUUUUAAUGAAACGGGGUUUUUCCAGAGAUUACAACAAUAUAAGAUCAAGUUUUAUUGUUUACAUGGAUGAAAUUGCAUCAUGUAUUGGUGUAAAGCCCAACGUACUGCUGCUGUUCCUGAUGGAUCCAAAGCUGGCUCUGGAGGUCUUCUUUGGCCCAUGCACACCCUACCAAUACCGUCUAGUAGGACCAGGAAAAUGGGGAGGAGCCAGAAAUGCCAUCCUGACUCAGUGGCAGCGGGUACUGACACCUCUGAGGACACGAGUUGUCAAUGAUUCUCCCAAUCAGUCCUCAGCUUUGGGCUGGUUUACACUUCUUGGUCUGCCUGCAUUUCUUGGCGCCAUUUUCCUUAUUUUCAAAUAUUCCCCUCAGUUGUGGUUCCCCGGAGUAAGUCUUAAUGGUGACAUUUCCUUUUGGGCAAGAGACUUUAUGAAAGGAGGGCUCUGAUUUCCUAGUGAGAGUUCUAAGAUGGUCAAAAUUAUUGACCAGAUCCAAGAAGCAUUUAGAUUCCUCCAGCCAAGCAAAUCUUUGAUGAAGCCCACUGUUUACCUUGACAUAAUAAAUGAGGAAAUGAAAACCUAGUUUCAACCA